Molecule: messenger RNA, 675 nt
Organism: Diaporthe citri
Lineage: Eukaryota; Fungi; Ascomycota; Sordariomycetes; Diaporthales; Diaporthaceae
Exons: 1
Coding region: 1-675 (224 amino acids)
Biological process (GO): regulation of DNA-templated transcription; anatomical structure morphogenesis; cell differentiation
Molecular function (GO): DNA-binding transcription factor activity, RNA polymerase II-specific; RNA polymerase II cis-regulatory region sequence-specific DNA binding
Source: RefSeq, a predicted model, not a curated record
AUGGCCACUCUCCAGCAGAAUCUGGUCGCCUCCAACGCGGCGCUGAAGAGGGCUUCUCUCCCCAUCGAUUUCCAUGUUUCCCCCACCCUCACCUACGUUCUGAACUUCAUCGGAAGCAAUGGCACCAUCCCCAAUGGCACAGGCAACCCUUUCGAGUUCCUCAACAUCAUUGACAACAUGGGCAUCCAGCUCCAUGCUCACAACUCCGCCAAGGUUUGCGCCGUGGACGCGGUCGCAUGGGAUGGCUUGGGUCAGAAUGACCAGCAAUUGAUCAUCAAGAUUUUCGACGAGAUCACCCGACUGCAGUGCAUCGCGGUCCGUGACCUCUCCUGUCCAUCCCGUCUUUACGUUGGACCCGAGAAAAUUCUUCGAGCUGUCGAUGUCUUGGUCACCAACAUCAAGCUGCCCCGCCCGCCUAACCCCUUCAUCAUCUACCGCACCGAGCGACACCAGACUGUCAAGGAGGCAAACCCAGAUGCCAAGAACAACGACAUCUCCAAGAUCCUUGGCCAACAGUGGCAGAAAGAGCCGGAGGAAGUUCGCGACGUGUACAAGCAGAAGUCUGAGGCCAUCAAAGAGGAGUUCAUGCGCCUCUACCCUGACUACAAGUACCAGCCACGCAAGUCUUCCGAGGUCAAGCGCCGCAACAAGAAGACUACGAACAACUCCGAGUGA